Messenger RNA from Rana temporaria (common frog), 1882 nucleotides. It is a transcript of the gene CRPPA, whose product is annotated as CDP-L-ribitol pyrophosphorylase A. Gene Ontology annotation, molecular function: D-ribitol-5-phosphate cytidylyltransferase activity. The transcript is spliced from 10 exons. The record is from RefSeq and is a predicted model, not a curated record. Bases 269 to 1501 code for a protein of 410 amino acids. Lineage: Eukaryota; Metazoa; Chordata; Amphibia; Anura; Ranidae. Gene Ontology annotation, biological process: protein O-linked glycosylation via mannose; isoprenoid biosynthetic process. Gene Ontology annotation, cellular component: cytosol.
UAUGGAGAAGAGAGGAUUCAUGAGGGGAGAGGGGGAUGGGGCCUGCGCGGCUCUUCUCUCAGCACCGGCCUCAGCUAAUCCCUGCAACCUCUCCGGUGCGGCCUAUCCCCGGGGCACCUCUCUUAAAGCCUAUUUCAGUACCCCUCCGGUGCGGCCUAUCCCGUGCAUUUCUCCGGUGAGGCCUUUCCCCCGGCGCGGCCUAUUCCCGUAACCCCUCCGGUGCGGCCUGUGUGUAUGAUCGGAGGGGGAGGGGCGGCGCUCGGUACGGAUGGCGGAGGUGCGGCGGGUGUCGGUGGUCCUCCCGGCGGGGGGUACCGGGGAGCGGCUGGGUGGCGAGACCCCCAAACAGUACUGCCCAGUGCUGGGGAGGGCCCUGAUCAGCUGGACGAUGGAGGCCAUGGAGAGAGUCACCUGGAUAUCGGACAUCAUUGUUGUGGUAGCUGCGGAGAGCGUGGAUUUGAUGAAGUCCAUCAUUCACACCUAUGGACACAAACGUAUAACCCUAGUGGAAGGGGGGGUGACACGCCACCGCUCCAUCUUCAACGGGCUCCGAGCUUUCUUAGAAGAUCAUUCGCUGGGGCCGGCGCUGCAGAAACCGGAGGUGGUGAUCAUCCAUGACGCCGUGCGACCGUUCGUGGAGGAAGAUGUCCUGCUGCAAGUCGCCAGAUCAGCCAAAGAGCACGGUGCGGCCGGCACGGUGCGUCCAUUAGUGUCCACCGUCAUCGCUUCCUCCUCCGAUGGGUGUCUGGCCCAUUCCCUGGAUCGCACUAAACACAGAGCCAGCGAGAUGCCUCAGGCUUUCCUGUUUGACGUCAUUUAUAAAGCGUACCUUCAGUGCACCGACUACGACCUGGAUUUUGGCACAGAAUGCUUGCAUUUGGCCCUGGAAUACAGUAAAGUCAGAGCAAAGUUAGUGGAAGGGCCCCCCGAUCUGUGGAAGGUGACCUACAAGCGAGAUUUAUAUGCAGCUGAGUCAAUUAUUAAAGAACGCCUGGGUAAACAACUCUGCAUUAUUACUCAUAAUAAAGAGGACGCAAUUCAGAUUGGAUUUCUCCUUCAUGAAACUUUAAAGUCCCAGAUAAAGAACGUGAAAGCAAUUUCAUCAUCAAUGUGCAAAACAAGCCAAGACCUACAGAGUAUUCUACAAGGACAGUGCUACAAUUUUGUUUGCAUCAAUGUUAAAGAAUCCGAUUUUGAAGAAACACAGAAACUUACUGGAUUACUUCAGACUCCCGGAGUUUGUCCUUCUUACCCAUCUGUUGUCGUGUCAGUUCAUCUGGAUUUUUCAGAGCAAAGUGGAACUCAGAACCUAAGUGGGAUCCGAGACUUGGCAAAAGAAGCACAGAAAGCGGACGUGUUGGUUUACGGUCUUUUGAUUCGCUUCUCUAAGGAUGACGUUCGCCUUCAAGAAAACGUGCAGGAAGCGUCCGCCAUCAUUGUGGCUCUUCUCAAAGACCGGAAUCCUGUGCUCACCGGGCAGAUAUUGGUCGCAGGAAAAUAAUGUGUAAAGAAUUUGCAACUGGUGAAAUAAGGUGCCAAAAUUUUUAGCCACCUCCAGUGACUGUUAUUCAGACAGUUUUUUAUCUGCCGUGUUACUCCUUCUACUGUUACUGAACCGACUUUCACCAGAAAUGAUAAUGCAGUAAAUCAAACCUUACACUGUGUGCCGCUAAGACCUCCAGUCUUCCCAUCAGUCUUACACAGUUAUACCGGCUCCUCUCCUGGACUAAAAUGGAUUACUCUGAUUUCACUGAACACUAUGAGCUUCUCAAAAUGUGCAUUAGAAGCUGCAGUGUGUUUAUAUAAAGCCUGCCUAAUUUCCUGAAUAUUUUAUAGGAAAAAGAUAGUGGACUUUUAUGGUGCCAUAAACAAAUCGAAACCA